AUGUGUCUAUCUUGUGUAAAUGAACAAGGAUUACAUGGAGUUGAAAUUGCCCAUAAAAUUUUAUAUAAAUGUGCAAAAUUAUUAUCACUUACCGAAGAAGAGUUAUACAAUUAUACAAUACCACUAUAUUUUCGUAGCUAUUCCGAAUGUAUUGAUAAUGAUCUAUUCGAAAAAUUUCCAUUCAAAUUAAUCAAUGCGAAAUUGUAUGAAGUUAAAACAAAUAUAUUUCUACGAUUUCAACAAGGUGAAUUAACAUUGGAUGAAUUUGCAAAAGAUCGAACACAGUUUAUGCGUAGUUGGUCCGAAUCAUCAUUGCGCGAAGCAUUGGAAAAGAAUGGGAUAUUAUUAAGCGGUCAGUAA
Messenger RNA from Rotaria sp. Silwood1, 360 nucleotides. The record is from the annotation of a GenBank genome assembly. Lineage: Eukaryota; Metazoa; Rotifera; Eurotatoria; Philodinida; Philodinidae.